Messenger RNA from Hylaeus volcanicus, 676 nucleotides. Its product is annotated as protein FAM136A-like. Gene Ontology annotation, cellular component: cytoplasm. NCBI's taxonomy places the organism in Eukaryota, Metazoa, Arthropoda, Insecta, Hymenoptera, Colletidae. The transcript has 3 exons. The record is from RefSeq and is a predicted model, not a curated record. Bases 239 to 667 code for a protein of 142 amino acids.
UAAAAACUGUUCAUUCAAUUAGCAUCAUCUAUUAUAUAUUAUAUCGAUCCACCAAUUACGAAUGCUUGUUCGAUUAUGUAACUGCGUGUGUACGAUAGCUGACCUAACCUAAGAUGUCUUUCUUAUAUACAGUAAUACAGUACGGAAAGUCUGAGAAACUGCUCCAUGUGAAUCAUUGGAGCCGAUCGUUGUAUUUGUUUCGUUUUGAUAUUAAUACGUUUGAUAAAAAUAAAUUAAAAUGGUUGAGGAACAAAGGAGACGAGUCGAAGAGUAUAUGAAUAAUAUGGUGGAAGAAAUUGAUAAGUCGUACCUGAGAAAAAUGCAGGGUGACAUGCAUAGAUGUGCCGCAACUUGUUGCGAUAACGAGGUUUACAGCGUGCAAAAAGUACAUAAUUGUAUAGAAAAUUGUAGUACUUCUUUGAAUAAAGCCCAACAGUAUAUUCAAAAGGAAUUUGAAAGAUCUCAGAAUCGAUUACAAAGAUGCAUAUUGGAUUGCAAUGAUAAAAUAAAAGAUAAAAUGGGACCAAAUCCGACGCAGAAGGAAGUAGACAGGUACAGUGAAGAUUUUGAGAAAUGUGCCACAAAAUGUGUAGAUAAUUAUUGUGAAAUAUUACCUAGUUUAGAGAAAACAAUGAAAAAAGUUUUAUCUAAUAAAUCGUAUGAAUAAUUACGCAAA